GACGGUGCUGACGGCUGGGAGGACGAAAGGAGAGAGCUUUCGGGAAAAGAAAUAAGGGAGUGGGGAAGGCCCAGGGAUACACCGUCCGUCGGGUAUAAAGACACCUCGUCUCACUUCAACCGCUUAAUUUUUUUCCCUCGGAUCGGCGCUGAAAUGUCGACCAGUCGUCAGUUUAGCGAAAGCAGGGCCAUCCCGACCAGGACGGUGUUGAUCAACGACACAACACAGCUACCUCAUGACUAUUGUACUACUCCCGGAGGCACUUUAUUUUCAACCACUCCGGGAGGAACCCGGAUCAUCUAUGACCGUAAGUUCCUUUUGGACAGGCGUAAUUCUCCCAUUGCCCAGACCCCCCCUGCCCACCUCCCUGUCAUCCCAGGGGUGACCAGCCAAAAUGUCCUGAAUGAGAACAAGAAGAAUGUGGCCAACAACCACAUCAAUAACCAUGACAGCAAGCCAGGAGUUGGUGAUGAUGCUCAGUUUGAAAUGGACAUCUAACAGACUGGAACCACACCAGAAGAAGUUAAAUAAUCUGGCAUACAGGUUCCAGUGGCUUGGCUUGUAGAAACCAAUGUUGUGAGCCCUCAUGGCAGCCAUCUUCUUUAAGCUCUCUGUCUCGCUGCUGGAUGUGAUAUGUGUAAACCAUGGGGAUGCAGUAUAUCAUAAACUAUGUUAUGGACAACCUUGGGGACUAGCCAGAAAGUUGAUUCGAAUAGAUUCCGUGGUUACCAGUAGCCAUGCAGAACCAGCACACAACACAGGAAAGGACCUGAGCUAAAUGUACUUAGGCAAACUUUCAAAUUCACACACGACAGUGCCCAUUUCAAAGCUUACGUUGAUCAUCAUUCUGUAAGUCAGGUUCCAACCAGAGCACAUGGAAAAACUGACACUUCUGUAGGUUGUGUUCAGCCUAAGAAAACUGUACUUUUGAGUGCAGGCCUUUGAAUCAGUCAAAAGGUUUGAUGUUCAUAUUAGUCUUUGGUGUUUGAAGACCAUCUUUAACACUCUAUGAUUUAAAUUAUUUUUGUUUGGGUUUUGAACUACUUGAAAAGCUCCACAAUCUUUUGAUAUUUCUUUAGUCUAAUUAGUUCCAAACGAUUUUACAUAAAGGGAUGCCGUGUUUAGUUUCUUUCAGAAUAGCUCAAGAGUUCAUGUCAUUCCGAUAUUCUAUGUUUCAUCACCAACAUAGGCCUAUAUCUCUCAUGUUUUCAGUGGGGUAAAAGAUUAAAAAAUUGACAAUUAUAGGCCAUUUUUAACUGUUUGUUAAUUGAACAAUAUUUCAUCAUACAGUAAUUAUGUGAGGGGUUUGAUAAAUACGUUUACGGCAAAUGCUUGAUUCCUAAAUUUUGUUUAGAAAUACAUUUGAAGAUAUAACCAGUCAAGCUUGUCAGUUUUGUCACUACUGUAAUCUUUCUGUCCCGAUCCAUUUACAAAUUUCUCUCCUGCAAAGUAAAUUUAAAAAAUGUUUGCUGUAGAUUUAAUCUAGGGUUCCUUCUGUGAAUUACCUGGUUUGUUGUUUUGGCAAGAACCUAAAAACAAGGCAAGGCAAGGAAUUUAUUCUUGGAGACCUCUGGUGGGUGCUUUUGAGUAUUCACACCAUGUAACAUUUAGUACAACGUGAGAAUUUCUAAAUUUUGAAAGAACUAUUUGGAGACUUUUGAAACCUUGAAAUUAUCCAAGUGUUUUAUAUACAUCUUAUUUGUAAUGAAUUUUCUUGCUUUAAAAGAAUAUAUUUUCCAGGCGAUUGUAGAGUUUAAGAGGGCCAACUCCUUAAAAUGGUUACUAGCCAGAAAUCAUCUGCCACAUUGGUCUUAUACACAGACUGUAUGGUUUGGAUAUAAGCCCACUCAAGCCUUUUUAUUUAUUUCAGCUGUCAAGGAACCAGAAAAAGUUGUUUGCAUUGGGUUAGGUACAUAAUAUAACAUUAAUCUACAAUACGUGUCUUCCCCCAGUGUCCUUAAUCUGUUACUUUACCUUAUUCUCUUGUGCUAAAUAUAUCUGCCCAUGCCUUACAUUACUUGAGCUAAAAUGCAGUGACUAAAACUAGGGUCUUUGUCAUCAGAUAUACUUUUCAACAGAUAUUUUGUUUAUUUUUUUAAGUGCAACAUUGUACAGUUAACACUGUGUUUACCAGCUGGGAAAAAUAACAACUUUUGUCAAAUCAUGUAUUUUGCUAUCCAUUUUCCCUUCAAGCAGCCAGGUUGGCUGUCCAUAAUGUCAUUAUUUUGAAUGGUGAUAUUUCAAAUAGCAUAAUUAGCUGCAUGCAGUGGUGGAUCUGGAGAUUUUUUCCUGGGGUGGCAAAGGGGUGGCAAGACUGUGUCCCAGAGGUGGCAGCUGCCACCCCUUGCCACCCUGUAGAUCCGCGCCUGUGAGGGGGAGGGGGAUUCUAAAUCGGCGACUUCUGUUUGAGAUGAGUUUGGUGCGGGUCUCAUUGACCUUCACCAUGCAUGUACAUAAAAUAUACUUUAAAAACAUAUUAUCUGAUUUAUAAAUGGGGUGGCAACAGGGGUGGCAAGACUGUGUCCCAGAGGUGGCAGCUGCCACCCCUUGCCACCCUGUAGAUCCGCCCCUGGCUGCAUGUGAUUUAGAUUUAAAAGACUUCCCAAUGCUCCAUAAGUUGCACAAUUUAUUUUCUUUUUAGUUUUUCUUGCUACGAUCACAGUCCAAUCUGCAGUCCAAAUAGCAGGCGUGAUCUCUGCAAAUAAAUUACAAUAAGACACCCAUUUACAAAUCAUACUAUUAGUUUUACUGCUUUAUUGAAAUGAUUGAAUGAAUGAAAUUGCAUUUGUCAAAGGAGGUGUUUUUUUGUUGUUGUUUUUUUUUUUUUGCUCUGCCAUGAACUCUAGACAUGUUUAAGUUUUAACAUGUUUAGGAUUUGUUUGCACACAUCUUGCAUUGCACAUUUCGAGUUGGAUAAAUAUUUGUAUGAUGACAUCAAAAUUAAUAUUGCAGAUUAGUUUCAGGUCAGUUUGGUAUGACAUCGAGGGCUUAACAUUGUAUAUUGCAGAGAGAUUUAAAACACAUUUACUGUAACCUUCCAUUCUGAUUUUUAAUUAACUAUGCUUUCAAUGAAACGCCAAUGCCAGUGGACACUGUUGCAGCAAGAUCAAUAAAGUUCCUUAAUAAGAUAA
Molecule: messenger RNA, 3131 nt
Organism: Lampris incognitus (smalleye Pacific opah)
Lineage: Eukaryota; Metazoa; Chordata; Actinopteri; Lampriformes; Lampridae
Gene: eif4ebp2
Product: eukaryotic translation initiation factor 4E binding protein 2
Exons: 3
Coding region: 154-498 (114 amino acids)
Biological process (GO): negative regulation of translational initiation
Cellular component (GO): cytoplasm
Molecular function (GO): eukaryotic initiation factor 4E binding
Source: RefSeq, a predicted model, not a curated record